Molecule: messenger RNA, 1102 nt
Organism: Cajanus cajan (pigeon pea)
Lineage: Eukaryota; Viridiplantae; Streptophyta; Magnoliopsida; Fabales; Fabaceae
Source: RefSeq, a predicted model, not a curated record
ACAACCUGCAAUAACGGUUCAUCUUGCGCUUAUUUUUUUUCUCGUGAACGAUAAGCAUUCUCUUUCUCUCUCGGAGAAACUCUCAAAGCCACCACCGUCAUCGUCACCGUCACCGUCACCGUGGCCGCCAUGGAAGGAGGUGGAGGAACGCUCUCGGAGAUUCACCAAUCCGCGAAGAAACUCCUGCUCAGGUCUCGCGACGGCCUCGAACGUCUCGAGCGCCUCGAGUACUCCGCGACCGCCGCUGCCGCCGUUGCCGGCGCCGACUCGGAGCUUUCGUUCUCCGUGAAGAAGGACAUCACUCAGAUCCAAUCCCUCUGCGUCGAGAUGGACCGUCUCUGGCGAUCCGUCGCCGCCAAGCCUCAACGCGAUCUCUGGAAAAGAAAAGUGGAACAAAUAUCAGAAGAGGCUGAAUCGCUGAGAGCAAGUUUGGAUAAAUAUAACUUACGAAAUCAGAAACGAAUGAGGGAAGCUAAUGAGAGAGCAGAACUGCUGGGACGAGCUAAUGGGGAUUCUGCUCAUGUUUUGAGAAUUUUUGAUGAGGAGGCACAAGCAAUGCAAUCAGUUCGCACUUCUUCCCGAGAACUGGAAAAUGCAAAUGCAAUUGGGGAGGCUAUCCUCUCUUCAAUACAUGGCCAAAGAGAACGGUUGAAGAGUGCACAUCGAAAAGCAUUGGACAUACUCAAUACAGUGGGGAUAUCGAACUCUGUUUUGAGGUUAAUCGAGAGACGAAACCGAGUUGACCAAUGGAUCAAAUAUGCAGGAAUGCUAUUGACUGUCGUUUUCUUGUUUGCCUUUAUUUUGUGGAGACAUUGACCACCGUUAGAUGUUGAAAACUGAAAUUUCUACGUUUGUGAGAGCAUAUAAAAGUGAAAUACAAAGUAUAUUUGGCUGAAAUGUGAAACUUUAACAGCUUGCACAACAUGAGGUAACAUACAAAGUAUAUUCACGCGUUAGUUAUUUGAUAUUUUAGGCUACUUUUGAUUUGGAGUAUAUGUUAUUAUAUUCCAGCAUUAUUUUGUAUUCCAUAUUAUAGUUCAAACCCCAAGAGAUGCUUUAUGGAACAAGUUUUAUUUUUUAUUUUUCGAAGUGUUGAGGAUGA